Molecule: messenger RNA, 2398 nt
Organism: Photinus pyralis (common eastern firefly)
Lineage: Eukaryota; Metazoa; Arthropoda; Insecta; Coleoptera; Lampyridae
Gene: l(3)80Fg
Product: dnaJ homolog subfamily C member 16
Exons: 9
Coding region: 124-2388 (754 amino acids)
Source: RefSeq, a predicted model, not a curated record
UUAUAUGUUGGUAGCUGAUUUGCACAAAUGUCAAAUGUUGUGAUGAAAAUUUGAACAUGAUCAAUAAUUAUAAUAAAUGUAGUUAAAUAAAAGAAAUGCCGAAAAUAUGAAAUAAUUGUUAAAAUGCAGGUGUCUAAAUUGUUUAUAAUUGUACUUCUCAUUGUUGUUACUUGCCUCGCUGAGGAGUAUGAUCCUUACAAAAUAUUAGGUGUAUCCAGAUUUGCAAGUCUACAGGAAAUUAGAAAAGUCUACAAAAAAUUAGCGAAAGAAUGGCACCCCGAUAAAACAAAUGACCCGGAGGCGCAAAACAAAUUCGUACAAAUUAAGCAAGCUUACGAACUGCUAUCUGAUACAGAACGACGGGCGCGAUUCGACCAAACGGGCAUUACAGAGGAUACCUAUAAGGAUAGAUUUGAUUAUUCCAGAUUUCAUAGCAAUCCGUUCGAUGACAUACUGCAUCACAGUUAUUUCAAUUUUCAAGAGAAUGAUAUAGCCUUUUUUCAUCGUUUAUCGAUUACCUCUAGACAGUACGAUAAGAUUGUUAUACCAAAAAGUGUACACACCCCGUAUUUGAUACUGUUUUAUACCGAUUGGUGUUUUUCGUGUUUACAAACGGCUCCGUACUUUCGUAAGUUAAUGGAUCAUUUAGAACCACUCGGCGUGGAAUUCGCGACCGUGCAUACCGCAGCCGAACCAAGUUUAGCACGGCGUAUGAAUGUUCACAGCUUGCCUUGUCUUACAACUGUUAUUGAUGAAAAUGUGUACGUUUUUAAGGAUAUUAUUAGUAGCCCACAAAAGAUUAUCGAAUUCUUACGUCACCACUUACCGUACAAGUUGAUUACUACAGUGACUGACAAUAAUCUUGAGUACUUUUUAACUGGAUGGGAGGAUAACAAAGUGCGAGCUUUGAUUUUUGAGCCUCACUCGUAUGUACGCUUGCGGUAUUUAAUUACAGCAUAUCAUUUUCGCCAUCGAGUUUCUUUUGGUUUUGUUAACUCAUCAAACUUGCACCGUGAGUUCCAAGUACCGUUAGAUAUGGACACGGUACUGCUGUUUAACGAAAAUGCCUCACGACCUGUUGCUAGCGUAACAAUGAAAGAAAUUCCUACUCAGACGCUUAACAAUGUGAUUUCCUCGAACCAGUACCUUGCGCUCCCUCGCCUGUCCUCACAGAGCGUACUAGAAUCGUUAUGUCCCUGUGAAUGGAAUAAGCCCAGAAAAAGACUGUGCGUUGUUUUAGUAACAACAGCUUCGGAUAGUCAUGAUCUACAUAGACAAUCAUUUCGGCGUUACGCACAAGCUUCUCCAUACAGCACUGAACGUGUGCGUUUCGCUUACAUCUAUCAUGACAAACAGACUGAGUUUGUUAAUGCCCUUAUGCCAGAUGGCGAAGGUAUAACGCCUCUAUUAAGCAUUGUUAUCAUUUGGAGAAGAGACACAUCGCACGUUAAAUACGAAUGGUUACCAAACAAAUGGGAGAUUGAAGAAAACCUUAACGAUACUGUGUCCAAGCUUGAAACUACUAUUAGUCGAUUAUUAAAAUCGUCAGAAGCGCUUACUUACGAGGCGUUGGUUACCGAUUUAUUUGACGAACACGCCAAAGGUAUAUUUGGACGUAUUGUUACCAAGUUACUCAUUUUCAGCGAGAGAUUGUACGAGGGCUUAAGCAAAGAUCAAAUCCUACCAGUUCUCUCUAUAGUGGGAACCAUUGUUUUUAUAGUCGGGGUAGGAUAUUUUAUGGCUUAUCUUGUGCGCAUAGAGGAAGAAAGUGUGAAGCAAAACAGCAAAGGUAAAGCCGGCGACGGUGACGAUGCUAAUUACCAACCGGAGCUACGUUUGCACGAGUUACGUGCUGAGAAAUACAAUGGUUUGGUGCGCUUAUUGAAACCAGGUUGCAGAACACUCAUACUGGUCCUUGAUAUGCAAUCGCGCGAACAUCUCAUACCACCUUUUCACAAGGCCGUGUGGCCCUACAGAAAAAACAAGACCCUAAUGUUUGCUUACAUGUACGUCGAACGAGGUCUAACCUGGUACAAAGACCUACUACAGCUUUCGUUAUCAGAGGAGCGAGACUUGAAUAUCAAUCCACGCAACUGUGUGGGUACAGUUUUAGCAGUUAACGGCUAUCGAAAGUACUUUUGCAUGUUUCACGCGAAACACGCCGAAUCAAGCAAGAAAAGAUUGGAGAACAAAGCAAGCAAGCCGACAGUUAACGAUGUGGAAGCGGCCGCGUUUAUCGGUUUCAAUUCAGACAGUUCGGAUUCGGACGAAGAAAUUUUACUCGAAGGCAAUUUAUUGGAUGGCUUACCGAACUGGUUAGAUAGACUGUUUGAGGGAACCACGCAAAGAUUUCAUUUUAACUACUGGCCCGAUUUUCCAAAUAAAUAAAAAAUUUCCA